Molecule: messenger RNA, 267 nt
Organism: Wallemia ichthyophaga EXF-994
Lineage: Eukaryota; Fungi; Basidiomycota; Wallemiomycetes; Wallemiales; Wallemiaceae
Exons: 4
Coding region: 1-267 (88 amino acids)
Source: RefSeq, a predicted model, not a curated record
AUGCACUAUUACAACCAGGGUGGACAGCAAGGCGGCUAUUACCCUCCACCACCUCCCCAAGCAUACGGUGGACAGGGAUACGCACCUCAACAGCCAUACGGGGGCUAUGCACCACAGCAGCCGAUGUACGUUCAACCCCCACCCCAAGAGAAAGGCGGUGGCGGCGGUGCUGGUAGCAGUGCGUGUUGCGGUUGCUGUGCUUGUCUCGCCGGUAUUUGCGCUUGUUGCCUUUGUGAGGAUAUUCUCUGUAUCGAGGCGCUUUGCUAG